AUGUCCACUUUCGACUACAAUGCCAGAGAGCUUCUAUCCAAGCUCAAGCUUCUAAUGUAAGUACAUUUAGUUUAUAACAGAAUAUGUAAUUACGGUGGUUGCAUUGCAAAGUCUUUAUUUAUCUAUUACAGUUUUUCUCAAUUGCUAAAACACUAAACCCUAUUGUCUGAACCAAAUGCUCAGUUGCCUGAACCCACUGAUUGAAUCAAUCACUCUUUUGGCAAAACCAUAAGCACUUUUCACCUGUUUAGACAUAACUUGCCAACACAUUUUCAUUGUGAUGCACCCGUGCUGCAUAAUGGUGAGCACAGGUGACAAAAGUCAAACACAAUUAGAGCACAGGUGUCACCACUUGAACACAACAACUCAAAAUUGAUCACACUUGUGGCUAAUGAUGUGAGGGAACAUAUACAGUAAGCCAGUUCAGAGAGCACUGGUUUGUGAGGCCCUACAAUGGAUAGAAAUCUGAGAGGAAGAGUUCGUGUGUUAGGAGGUCGAGGUGGUCGAGGUGGUCAGCGAAGACAAAGAACAGUAAUAUCUGAUGAAAUCAGAGCUACUGUGAUUGACCAUGUUCUUGUCCAUGGUAUGAGCAUGAGGGAGGCUGGACAAAGGGUACAACCAAACAUCAGUAGAUUCACUGUGUCCACCAUAAUCCGAAGAUUUAGAGAAGAGAACAGGUAAUUACCUUUUUUUGACAUUAUAGUACAGUAUGUAAAUGUUGACAGCAAUUACUGUAUGACAUACUAUAUACUGUAAGUAAAUAUAUGUUUCAGUACAUCACUGUACCAAUGUACUGUAGUAUUGUAAUGGAGGGUUGGUCUAACUGUUUGUAGGCCUAGUAUUCCAUGUAUAUUUUUUGUAACUCCAUGUUCUCUUUUUGUAGAAUUGAAAGACUGCCACAUGGGGGUGGGAGGACAGGUAUGUUCUCCCCACACCAAGAGACCCUAAUUGUUGAUAUGGUCCGUGAGAACAAUGCCAUUAAACUGAGCGAAAUUCAGCAGAAGAUCAUUGAGGACCAUUUACAUUUUGAGGGUAUCAACAGUGUCAGCCUCUCUACUGUUGAUCGUGUCCUCAAGCGCAACAGACUGCGCAUGAAACAGCUAUACAGAGUGCCCUUUGAUCGCAACUCAGACCGAGUCAAAGAGCAAAGAUUCCAGUAUGUACAGGUUGGCAUAUAUCCAGACACAUUCAAUGUUGAUUACUCUAAGUAGUGAUUUACUGUAGUGGCCUAAAUCACUUUUUCCGUAUCACUUACAAAACUAUAUCUAUUUCUACAGAGGGUUUUUCAACUGGAUGCAAUGGAAAGACCCCAUCAAUACAUCUACAUGGAUGAAGCUGGGUUUAAUGUCACCAAAAGGAGAAGGAGAGGCCGUAAUGUGAUUGGCCAUCGGGCCAUUGUUGGUGUUCCUGGGCAGCGUGGUGGCAAUGUCACAUUAUGUGCUGCCAUCAGCAAUCAUGGGGUUGUCCACCAUCAUGCCAACCUGGGGCCCUACAACACUCACCAGCUCCUCAUUUUCCUCAAUCACAUGCGAGAUGCUUUGUUAGGGCAGCAGGAUGAGCAUCCCAUCUAUGUUGUUGUUUGGGACAAUGUGAGUUUUCACAGAGCCCUCCAGGUUAGAGAGUGGUACAAUAUGAACCAAGGUUUUAUCAAUCUUUGCCUUCCACCGUACUCCCCUUUCCUAAACCCCAUUGAGGAAUUAUUCUCCUCAUGGCGGUGGAAGGUAUAUGAACGCCAACCUUACACCAGGGUAAAUCUCCUGCAAGCCAUGGGACUUGCCUGUGGUGACAUAGGUGUGGAGGCAUGCCAAGCCUGGAUACGGCAUGCCAGGGGUUUUUUCCCCCGUUGCCUGGCCAGACAAAAUGUGGCCUGUGAUGUGGAUGAAGUCCUGUGGCCUGACCCAGUACGGAGACAUGAUGCUGUGGCUGAGUAAUGCACUUAUUUGUAUAUUUUUGUACUUUAUUUUUACAUGGGCUUACUGUACACAAGUGGCAAACGCAUAAGAUUUCUGUUUGUUUUUACAAGUGCUACAUGUAAAUGCACAAGAUUUCUGUUUUGUCUUUUUGUACAAGUGCUAAAUGCACAGUUUUUUUUUUGUUUUGCAACAUGCAUUUAGCCUACAGUGAACAAUAAACAUUUAUUUCUCCAGCUUCAUGUCCUGAGCAUUGUGUUUUCUGUUUUUCUACGUAGUGUUUAGUGACUGUUCAGUAGUGUUUUUAAUUUUGAUUGACUCGGGGCACGAUUUGACAACAUAGUUCAGUUUUGAGCACAGAUUGAACUGUUUUGAGGUGAAAGUUUGGUUUUGCAAGAAGAGUCUGAGGUUUUGUGAAUGUAGCUUGAAAAUUGGGUUUUGUUUUCACAGUUAAGAGAAAAGGAGAGCAGCUUUCAAGAAAUGUGUCUUAGCAAUCGAGAAAAACUGUAGUACAAUUCAUUGUGUGUAUGAUACUGUGCAUGAUACUUUGUGUGAUACUUCUGUCCUGUACAAAUGAAUUAUUCUCAAUCAAUUUAGAAAUAGAUUCACAAUAAGUAAAACAUAUUUGCUAUGCAUUUGAUCAAACCAAUACCCCUUUCAAUAUUUCAUUUAGUAUAAUUUGGUAUUAUGUGUCUUGAGAAACAUGAACAUUGAAUUGCUUCUGAAUGUGAUGUGGAUUCUACUCUCUAUCGUUCAUUGUAGUCAAAGCAAAUACAAGUAUUUUAUAUAUUCAUUUUUAAAUAUGUUUAGAAUACAUGAUAUACAUGGGUUAAGUUUGCAGGCUGAUCGGGGCCAUAUAUCCUGUGCCUGCUGGUCAAGACUGGUACCUCAAAAGGGACUCCUGGCCAGUGAAGGGGGUUGUGCUGAUGUAUAGGUCAAUUCCUACACUUACAAACCUAUCAAAACUCUUGCUUAUUGCUAGAAAAAGAAAAUGGUGUGCUCCUGUACUUUCAUUAGGAUGUCAGCAUUUCCUCAUCCUGGCCAGUAUCCAGAUGUCUUUUCCAAAAUGGAGAUUAAUAAUAGAUUAAUAACCAUGCUAUUUCUUGCAUAUCUGUGCAUUUCCACCAGGUCCUGAUUGUAAAUGAAAGUACUUAAAACUGCCUGGAACCAAUUUUGUGAAUGGCUGAAAUAUCCUUUGUCUCUUUGUUGCCUUUUAGAUUUCAAAUUGACUGUGCUGCUUUGGAGACAGCAAAUGUUUCAUAACUGAUGCCAUGGAUGGUAACCUGGAGUCUGGAGAAGUGAAUCCAGAGAGAUCACAGUUGUGCUAUGUAAUAGACGACCUAAGUGCACAAAAUGCUCCCAAUGGAUCGACAGUGGACCACACAGGUACUUCAUGUGCUUCAGAUUGCUAGCCUUUCAAAGUGAAUGUUCACCAUUAUCUGGGUGAUGCUAUGUAUUCUCAUCUCAUUGCUAUGUGUUAUGUUUUCUUCCCCUCACCCAGGAAACUAAUAUUGCAUGUUGUAACAUGGUAUUUUCUUCCCAAUUAAAUAAUCUUUGACAGAGGAUACCACUUUGUUGGACUGGAUGCAUCAUGAGGACAGUCAACUAUCUUUGACUGAUGUUUCUGCCAAUGAGAGUUCCUGCCUGCUACCUAUUCAUUCUGCAUUACCGACAACAAGAUUAGGUAUCAUUUUGAAUGAAGAUUGAAGCAAUCUGUACACAAGAAUAUUGUACAAGAUGACAUUGCAUUAGCUGAAAGAGUAACCACUUAUUUCUUAAUCUAAUUGCAUAUCAUAUUCAGAACCUCCAAUUGAUGAGAAUUCUGAAUUUCACCACCAGAACAUCCAUAUUACCUUACCAACGGACACGAUGAAUGAAGCACAACAAUGGUCUGUGGCAAAAUAACAACCACAGCCCAUUUCCCCACAGUUGACCACCUCAAAGCAUUGCCCACCAUACCAAAUGAGACAGCCAUCCACUUCAAUCAGAAAGAGCAGCCACAAAACCUCUGCUGUCCAGAUCAACCAAGUGGAUGGAGAUGGUGAGAGCCUUUUCUGAAUGUGAAGAAAUAAAUUACUUAUAGAUUUAAAUGUAGUUUUGUAUUUAUAGUUUUGUACUUUCCUCUUUACAAAUGCCUUCCAAUCCAUGUUUCCCUGCUUCCUGUCUUUUCACACCUGUGUGCCUCCAUCCUCUUGGCAUGUAUUUUCUGCCAGCCUUGGGACUGUUUACUGGCCACGGGGAAAGGAUGCCAUGCCUGUGCCUCGUCCCUGUGCUCCUCCCUGUGCACCACAGUGUGCUGCUGUGAGCCUGAUUCCCUGGAGCCUUUGCUGGACAUGACCCAUCACUGUGGCUGCUGUGGGUGUAUGGAUGCCCACUGCUGCCUGUGUGUAGAUCCAGGAUUUGAGUGCUGUGUCUGUGAUAUAUGCAUACAGGCCACCGAGUGUGUGGAUCUAGGCAUGGAGAUCUCACAAAUGCUCUUCCACUAA
This is a messenger RNA of Coregonus sp. 'balchen', 4396 nucleotides long. The record is from the annotation of a GenBank genome assembly. NCBI's taxonomy places the organism in Eukaryota, Metazoa, Chordata, Actinopteri, Salmoniformes, Salmonidae.